Molecule: messenger RNA, 1461 nt
Organism: Photinus pyralis (common eastern firefly)
Lineage: Eukaryota; Metazoa; Arthropoda; Insecta; Coleoptera; Lampyridae
Product: 15-hydroxyprostaglandin dehydrogenase [NAD(+)]-like
Exons: 5
Coding region: 588-1385 (265 amino acids)
Cellular component (GO): cytoplasm
Molecular function (GO): oxidoreductase activity, acting on the CH-OH group of donors, NAD or NADP as acceptor
Source: RefSeq, a predicted model, not a curated record
AGGUACUUGCAAUUAACUUAAAGUUGAGACACGGGGGGAUCCAUACUAUAUUAUGGAAUUCUUACUUACAACCUUUCCGUAAAGUGAUCAUCUUCAACUUCCUCGAAAAAGGUUAAAAUGAACCAUAAUGUUGCCACGGGCAGCUAAACUGGAACGUAUAUAACAGGGAAAGAAAUCACUUAAAACACCAUUGACUUAACGUCGAACACUCACUGAGGUUAAGUGGAAGAGCAGCACCUGCGUGUGCUGAAAUUCGUCUCUGACCAUAUCAAAAAAUGAUAUAAAUGAUAAAAAUCCGAAUAGGAAAUUUUAUCCAGAAAAUGUAUGCUCCGUUUCGUCAUUAACCAUGAAUACUUGAAAGUAGUUGAAAACGAAACAUUGGGAUUAUGGAAGAGAAUGUUUGGGCAGAAUACGAAUGUAAUAUCCACGUCAUCUUUCAAUAACAAACAACAAAAUUGCUCAAAUUACACCUUGUAAUACUUUGCAUUAUUCUUAUCCGAGUGCUUCGAAAGAUAACGAUUAUCACUAAACCGUUUGAUAAAGAAACCUUCUCAAAUUUGACCGACUUCUUAUAUAAUGUGAGGAACAUGUUCGAAUUGGAAGGAAAAGUCGCGUUAAUUACUGGAGGAGCGUCUGGAAUCGGUUUGUCUAUCGUUAAGGAGUUGAUGGCCAAUGGUUUAAAGGCCAUUACAGUGGUGGAUUUUAAUGAAACCGCCGGUGACAGAGUUGGUCAAGAAGUUAUUGAGGAGUUUGGAGCCAAUAGAGCCAUCUUCGUUAAAGCGGAUGUUGGAAAUGUGACCGAGUUUAAAGGCGCCUUCGAAGCAACUGUGGAGAAGUUCGGCAAUUUGGACAUCGUGAUUAACAGCGCUGGAAUAUUUAACGAAAUAGAAUGGGAAAGAAUGAUUAAAACGAACAUUAAUGGAACUAUACACGGAUGUUUAUUGGCUCUAGAUUACUUACAAAGGUACAGGCGUGCCAUAGAAGGCGUGAUUAUUAAUAUAUCGUCGAUUAUGGGACUGCAAACUGCCGGACAUACCCCGUUUUAUAACACGACGAAGCACGCCAUUGUGGGACUGGGCCGUUCGCUUGGUCUACACGGACACUACGAAAGUACUGCGGUUAAAGUCAUUACCAUUUGUCCAGGAUGUACUGCAACGCCGCUUUUGUUGGAAAAUAUGGAAGAGCGAUUCAGCAAAAAACAAAUCGAAAUGCAUACCGAGGUGAUGAAGAAAUUCCAAUUACAGUCGGCUAAUAACGUUGCGAGGGAGCUUACUGCAAUAAUAAAACAUGGUCAGAGUGGAUCCGUGUGGCUUAUUGAAAAUGACGAACCUGCCUAUCAAGUUGAAACGCCUCAUUACAGCGAUAUGAGAGUUCCACAUUCGUGAACCAUCGGAGGCUACCAAAUAUGAUUGUUCGCAAUUUGUUUGCAAAUAACAACAUUGUGUCACUAAUUUUUAAUGU